AUUGGCCAUUGCUUCGUAAUACCGUGUGUGACGUGUAACGAUUGUGACGUCACUAGGGUUGCACAGUCUUCAUAUAAAACGCCGACAUGCUCACAGCAUUCAGGUCGCACUCUGGGAAGAGAACAGACGUGUUUCAGGUGAACAGACCUGCAGAAGAAAUGACUCACACUUUCAAAAUAACGAAGAAAAAUCAGAGCUUACGCCGCUAUCCACAGACAUCCCCUCUUCAGGAUUCUCUGUCUACAGCGUCCACAAAAGCUCGACCUGGAAAAAGAGAAAAGCUCCUAGAGCAGCCUGGAGUACAGAAGAUUAACACUUCUGGAAAUGCGCAGGAAGCUCUCGCAGCUAAGGUUGAGCGCCUCCUCAAGCUCCGAGCUCCUGCUCCUCCCAUCGUCCGCAGAAGAGGACGUGUGUUGAGGCCAGUCCAGCAGGAGACUUUAGAGCAUGUAAAGGCUCAUCAACCCGACAUAAACACACCAUGCGGGUCUCAGUGGGUGACUGAGUAUACGGGAAACUUUGGUUUCCCGCAAGUUGUGCACCCACCUUGUGCUCUGAAGAACACUGCACACCCUUUGGCCUCAGUCUUUCAGAGCACACCUGCCACUCUGUUUGCAGACAAGUAUCGACGCACCGAAUACCAGGCCGUCUACGGUCCAAAGAUCCGCACUGCUCAUUUCAACGUUACUCUGUACCGACAGAUCCACGGAACAGCUUAAAAGCAGGUCUCCGGGUGCCAAAUGUAAAAUUUUGAAUGCUCUUUUCUCAGACACAGUGGAUAUAUAAAAAUUCUACUCCGCCCCCCUUAAAAUUGCAGGUUUCUGUGAUGUAAAUAAAAGAAACAUAAAUAUAAAGCCUUGUAAAUACACAGAUCAGCCAUAAAAUUAAAAUCAUUGACAGGUACCAUGAAUAGCAUUGAUUAUCGUUACAGUGGCAUCUGUCAAGGGGUGGGAUAUAUUAAGCAGCAAGUGGACAGUCAGUUCUCAAGGUUGAUGUAUUUUAAGCAGGAAAAAUUGGCAAGCAUAAGGAUCUGAGUGACUUUGACGACUGGGUCAGAGUGUCUCCAAAAUGGUAGGUCUUGUGGGGUGUUCCCAGUAUGCAGUGGUUAUUACCUACCAAAAGUGGUCCAAGGAAAGACAACUGGUGAACCAGCGACAGGGUCAUGGGUGCACAAAGCUCAGUGAUGCGCUUGGGGAGCGAAGACUAGCCUGUCUGGUCCGAUCCCACAGAAGAGCUACUGUAGCACAGAUUGCUGAAAAAAGUUAAUGCUGCCUAUGAUACAAAGGUGUCAGAAAAUGCAGUGCUUCACAGCUUGCUGCAUAUGGGACUGCGUAGUUGUAGAAUGGUCAGAGUGCCCAUGCUGACCCCUGUCGACUGCUGCAAAUGCUUACAAUGGACAUGUGAGCAUCAGAACUGAACCAUGGAGCAAUGGAAGAAGGUGGCCUGGUCUGAUGAAUCACGUUUUCUUUUACAUCAUGUGGACGGAUGGGUGCGUGUACGUUGCUUACCUGGGGAAGAGAUGGCUCCAGGAUGCACUAUGGGAAGAAGUCAAGCUGGCAGAGGCAGUGGGAUGCUCUGGGCAAUGUUCUGCUGGGAAACAUUGGGUUCUUGCAUUCAUGUGGAUGUUACUUUGACACGUACCACCUACCUAAACAUUGUUGCAGACCAAGUACACCCCUUCAUGGCAAUGGUAUUCCGUCAUGGCAGUGGCCUCUUUCAGCAGGAUAAUACACCUGGCUACAGUGUAAAAAUUGUUCAGGAAUGGUUUGAGGAACAUGACAAAGAGUUCAAGGUGUUGACUUGGCCUCCAAAUUCCCCAGAUCUCAAUCCAGUCAAGCAUCUGUGGGAUGUGCUGGACAAACAAGUCCGAUCCAUGGAGGCCCCACCUCACAACUUACAGGACAUAAAGGAUCUGCUGCUAACAUCUUGGUGCCAGAUACCACAGCACACCUUCAGAGGUCUUGUGGAGUCCAUGCCUCUACAGUUCAGAGCUGUUUUGGCAGCACAAACGGAACCUACACAAUAUUAGGCAGGUAGAUUUAAUGUUAUGGCUGAUCUGUGUAUAUCCAUAUAAUUAAUAAUCCAUAUAAAGAUAUCCAAAAAAUAAACAUAUCCACUGUAUAUUACAAAGAGUAAUUAAUGAAGCUUGUUUGGGAAAGCAACAUCAGUAUGCAAUUUUUUACAUUUGGUGCCCAAUACUCCAUGGAUGUCUGAAUAUGAGGAUAGCUACAAAUUCUUCAACCUCAUCACAUCAAGACAGACAGUCCACUUGCAGAGAAGUUCUCACAUCAACCACCAGAGCAUCUUGAGAUCGUGAGUUCGAAGCCUGACGAUGCCACAGCCAAUCUAUAGACGAGAGUCCAAGAGACAAAAUUUGCCUUGCUCUCAGGGAGGGAGGGGUGACAUUCUCGCUCUCCUCUACCAAUCACAGCAACACUAGCCAAUCAUGGGUGUCUGUGAGCUCAUGUGUGUGGGAGUGGAUGGAUAGCACUUUCCUCUGAGUGUGUUACGCCACCCCCUGACGUUACAUGUGCAGCAGUCUGAAAAGAUGCUGGCUCUGAGGAAGGACGUGAUAGCCCUCGCCCUCCCUGGUUGUAGCUGUUGGCAGAGAAAUCACAGAAGAAAUAUGGAGAACACUGGGGGAAAAUAAAAAAAUGAUUAAACAAACAGAAUAAUCAACAGAGCAGGAGUUUGACUGUUUUGUCUUUUAAAUACUUAUAGGUUUCCUCUCCCACAGUGUACCUGUUUUAGGUUAGGAAGAGCUUGAAAUUUAUGAGAAUUUGCUUAUUUACAUAUGUUAAUUCAUCACUUUUCUAGUCUUUUUAGAACCUGCAGACUCACAGCUGCCAUUUCAACAUCUCUGUGUACCGACAUACCUACACACUUUUACAAGCGGAUCGUAGAAAUGGCAGAGACUUGGGCUUGGUCUGAGAAAAUGUACAAGUGUGUCUUGCAGGUUUUCAUUCCCAAACCAUAUCCAGGAGUGACAUUCUAUGGAAAAAAGGUGAAGAGGUCUUUCAGAAGAAGACAUGUUCUCUGAGACGGGUGUAUCCUUUACAUAGCUUACAUCUUUUUCACCUCUGUAUCAGCAGCCUCAUAAGCGGGACAUAGCAUUACAUAGCCAUUUUACAUCAAAUUUGGUCUUACAUCUAUUACAGUUAUGUUACAGCUAUGGCUGUGAGAUAUUGAUUUAUUUCACCUGGUUCUUUUCCUGAACACAAGAUGGGGGAAGGGGGUGUGGCUUCCAGAAAGUGUCUUUCCAAGCUGUGAAAGUGGUAAUUCGCAGGUUGAAAUGACGUCAUUGGCAGAUGUGGUAAUAUAAUCUGCGAUAAACAUCACUGGAUAUUAACGUAAUAUCGUGAAGGGACGUUAAUCUCGUUAUAUUGCACAACCCUAGUUACAGUGCUUGUUUAUCUAUAGUACCUAAUGCCAGCUGAGGAGGACAGCUUUAGGUUUCUCCAUAAUUUCUCCAUAAAUUAAUCUAAGUUUAUGUAAAAUGGAGUUUUUCCUCACCACUGUUGCUCUUUUGGAGAUUAAAGCACUGGGCAGAGUAUAUUAGCAAAUAAAAUCAGAUCUAUUAAGUGCAAUAUUUAGGUAUAAUCUGUGCAGUAUUGCAAAUAAACUGUAUUUUCCAUGAAGUGAUGUGUUGCUGGUCUGUACUGCAAAGUUCCUGGGAAUCUCCACAGCGAGAAAUCUAACAGGUCUAACAAUUUGAAAUGUUUGGCACAAUGGUAAUGACAUAGGCAUAUUCAAUGAGCACACACACACAUACACAGGGACUGAAACAAAUAGUAACUGUACAGCUGGCUACUGUCUCUGGAGUUCCUGGUUAGGGUUUAGUGUUGUUCACCUUAAUAUUUAUUAAUAUCAUUCAUUAUAGUUGUCUUUGAAACAAUACUUGAAAAAAUCCGAUAUCCUUUUCCUCAAGAACUUUAGUCAAUAAUUAAAAAUCUAUAUUCGGCAUAAAACUACCCACUGUUUUAACCAAAAUUCUACCCAUUGUUUUUUUUGAGGGUUUUUUUUUUAUUAUUAUUUUAAGUUACUUCUGUUUCUGAGAUGCUAUGCAGCCACCACUAGGAGGAGUUGCAGUUCCAGCAGCCUGCCUCCUUCCACUCCGAUGAUAAAGUGGUUUGUUAGUAUAAAAUAAAUGUCCAUCACUGUCCACUGUCCUUUAUCAGGAGCAGUUGUGUA
Pangasianodon hypophthalmus (striped catfish) is the source of this 4188-nucleotide messenger RNA. RefSeq lists its product as uncharacterized. Lineage: Eukaryota; Metazoa; Chordata; Actinopteri; Siluriformes; Pangasiidae. The record is from RefSeq and is a predicted model, not a curated record. Bases 87 to 716 code for a protein of 209 amino acids. The transcript is spliced from 7 exons.